Molecule: messenger RNA, 3966 nt
Organism: Plectropomus leopardus (leopard coralgrouper)
Lineage: Eukaryota; Metazoa; Chordata; Actinopteri; Perciformes; Serranidae
Gene: flot1a
Product: flotillin 1a
Biological process (GO): positive regulation of cell-cell adhesion mediated by cadherin; regulation of receptor internalization; positive regulation of endocytosis
Cellular component (GO): plasma membrane; cytoplasmic vesicle; flotillin complex
Molecular function (GO): protease binding
Source: RefSeq, a predicted model, not a curated record
CUGGUGUCUGACGAGAAACACCGUCACCGGGACGAAAUUACAUUAAUUUCAACCAUCACAGACCGCUACUUAUCUCCUCUAAAUCCCCGCUACUCCACAAAAACCACCUCGCUGUUAUACUAACCGUCUAAAGGAGGAUCAGCAAGCAUGUUCUACACCUGCGGUCCCAACGAGGCUAUGGUGGUGUCAGGGCUUUGUCGUUCUCCUCCACUGAUGAUACCUGGAGGCCGAGUGUUCGUAAUCCCGUGCAUCCAGAAGCUACAGAGGAUUUCCUUGAACACUCUGACUCUGAAUGUGAAGAGCGAUAAGGUGUACACCCGCCACGGGGUGCCCAUCUCUGUCACCGGGAUCGCUCAGAUGAAGAUCCAGGGUCAGAACAAACAGAUGCUGGCCGCAGCCUGCCAAAUGUUCAUGGGGAAGUCGGAGGCUGAGAUCGCUCAGAUCGCCUUGGAGACGCUGGAGGGACACCAGCGGGCCAUCAUCGCCCACCUGACUGUUGAGGAGAUCUACAAGGACCGGAAGAAGUUCUCAGAGCAAGUUUUUAAGGUGGCUUCCUCUGACCUGGUCAACAUGGGCAUCAGCGUGGUCAGCUACACGCUCAAAGAUGUUCACGACGACCAGGAUUAUCUUCAUUCACUGGGGAAAGCUCGAACUGCCCAAGUUCAGAAAGACGCUCGCAUUGGAGAAGCCAAGAACAAGAGAGAUGCUGUGAUCAGGGAGGCCCAUGCAAUGCAGGAGAAAGUCUCCGCUCAGUAUAAGAAUGAGAUCGACAUGGCAAAGGCCCAGAGGGACUACGAGCUGAAAAAGGCGGCCUAUGACAUCGAGGUCAACACGAAGAAGGCCGAGUCAGAGAUGGCCUACCAGCUGCAGGUGGCGAAGACGAAGCAGCGCAUCGAGGAGGAGAGGAUGCAGGUCCAGGUGGUCGAGCGGACGCAGCAAAUCACGCUGCAGGAGCAGGAGAUCACCCGCAGGGAGAAGGAGCUGGAGGCCAAGGUGAAGAAACCUGCCGAGGCUGAGAGGUAUCGCCUGGAGAAACUGGCCGAGGCUCAGCGUCUGAAGUUGAUCAUGGAGGCAGAGGCCGAAGCUGAGUCCAUCAGGAUUAAAGGUGAGGCUGAGGCGUUUGCAGUGGAGGCCAAGGGUCGAGCUGAGGCAGAGCAGAUGGUGAAGAAGGCAGAGGCCUUCCAGCAGUACAAGGACGGAGCCAUGGUGGACAUGCUGCUGGAGAAACUGCCGCUGAUGGCAGAAGAGAUCAGCAAGCCUCUGUGCGGAGCCAACAAGGUGACGAUGGUGUCCAGUGGAGGCGGAGAGGUGGGAGCAGCCAAACUGUCAGGAGAGGUGCUGGACAUCAUGCUCCGCCUCCCUGAGGCCGUGGAGAAACUGACCGGAGUCAGCAUCUCCCAGAUGACCUCUAAUACAGAAUGAAGAGAGUCGACCCGUCUGGUGACCAGGCAGAUCCGCUCCGUCCGUCCUUUCGGCUGCCUGGACUCUUUGCAUGAGUCUGCUAACCCUAACAGCCUCUCGCCUCUACUCUAAUUUCUGUCUUACAUCAUCUGUAUAGCCGUUUCCCCUCAUGUCGCUCUGUCGACAUCGUGCUGUGAUGUGUGUGAUUUGGUCACUGAUUCCCAGCUGUAUCUGGGAUAAAGUGCUGUGCUCCUCUGGCUACAGUUGCAGUGUUUUGUUUUGUUUUUUAAUUUUUUUUUUUGUUUUUAUGUAGUCCACUGGUGCUGCUUUACAUUCAUAAACUCAAAUCAUUCAAAUAACAACGAUUCCAACAUAUUUUCUUUUAAAAAAUUUUGUCCUGUGACUAAAUUUACAUUGGCUUGUUCAGAUUUUAAAAUGUAACUGUAGCCUCUGUAUGUCCCAGACAUUUUAAAUGUCCACUGUCUUAACUGUCUUAUGUCCAUUCCAACCUUCUUCUCUCUGCACUGUUUGUGUCAUUAAUGAGAAUGUCUGUGUCUGUUUACCUGAAAUGUCUCCUCCAUAACUGCCUGUCUACUGCCUUGCUGCCAAACCUUAAGUGCAUCUUAACAAGAACAUAAAUCACACAUUCAGAACCUUCAUUUACUAAUGAUACUAACACAUCGUUAUCCAAUACCAGACCAACACCACAGGCUGUGUUUUCAGCAUCACUCAUUUCUCAUCAUGUGAUUCACACAGAACACAUCAACGAAGAGUAAUCAUGUCAUCAAUCUUUUAAAAGUCUUUAAACACGGUUUCCACUAACCUGGAAAAGUCAUGGAAUUCCAAAAUCUCAUUUUUCAGGAGCAGAAAAGUCAUGGAAUGAGUGAAAUCAUUGAAAGCUUUGGGGAAAGUCGUGGAAUUUUUGUAAGUUUUGCAAUUUCUUUUUCUAUAGUCGUCGACAUAACGUAGCUCUAAUUUGCAUUACGUGACUUUUUGUUUACCGUCACCGUCGUUUUCUCCUCGUUAUUCUGUCUCUCUCUCCAUGUAUGUCCUCUAGCUUGAAUUCUGUUUGAAAAGAGUUUGAAUCUGAUAUGUUUGAAAAAUGCCAAAGAAGUUUGGCAACAAAAAUACUGCUGUGACAGUUUGAUUUAACAUGCAGGAUCAUGACUUUCCAUUCUAUGCCCAACAAUGCUUUGAAAUUUUACCGCAUUUUUUAAAUCGAGCAAUCGACACGGGCAGUCCUGGGCGUUAAAAUGUCACUCAGAGCGCUCGUGCACAAUUUGUUUCCUGUUCUGAAAGUUGGUUGGUUAUUUGAAGGUACGGAGUAGAGAUGCAGAAUAUUGGAUUUUUGCAGAUUACUUUGAAACUCCUUUUGGCCUCCUGCAGAUGCAGAUAAGGAUACGUGCAUGUGUUUUUCCACCUAAUCGCAGAGAACAAGUCUCUCCUGUUGUGGAGUUAACUCUUAUUGUGAUGGAAACAUUUGUUGUAAAGGGUUCUAUAAAGAUCUGUUUGUGUUAUUUUUUGUUAAUGGUCAUGGAAACGUUAUUAUGGAUCCUUGAAAAGUCAUGGGAAAUUUUUCUUGUGGGAACCCUGUUUAAAGUUGUCAUGGAUGGUUGCAAACCAGCACCUCAUCAAAACUGUGAUACCGUCUGUAACUUUGCAUGCCAGUCUCCAUCCACAUUAACGUUACAUAGUCCUGUCCUGCAGAAUCAGCGUUAACAUUUUGAGAUUUUCAGGAAGAGACUUAUUAGAGGGCCCUUUGCUUAAGGCAUACCAGCAUUAUAUCGUAUCAGCCACUAAAAACCUGUGCAGGAGCCCCUUACUGCACUUUUCUCCCUUAGCUUUAUGCAAAAAUAGCAAAUGUUGUGCAUGUUCACUAAUCCUAACGCAUCUUUAGCUCUAUCUUCCCCUCAGGUUCUAUUCCAAGCACUUCUUCAUUAUACAUGUCUGUUAACUAAUUGAUAUUUUUAUAUCUAUCAUCAGAGCAAUGCAAUGGUAACUUAAAACCUCACAGCAUCCUUACGGGAUGCUUAAAAUGUUAGCAAUUCAGGAAAUCCAGCUCAAUUUACUGUUAACCUCACUGUACGUCUGUCGAGACAACGGCAUACAGAACAUGUGAUUUUAAUAUAAGAUUAUACGUUAAAAGAGAAUGUAAAAGCUCUUGAUUUAUCAUUCAUGAUAUGAUUUAUGUGAUGCUGAAAGUUGGUUUAGCAAAACAGGAAUUUACAAUCGUCAUGAUCUGGUGCUGUAAUUAUCACGGUCGUUAAGGUCCCUUCUCUUUGUCAGUCCUCAGCAGAGGGGCCAACAAUCAGAGAUUCUGUCUUUUCUUAACCCUUUGAAACCUAAGGCGACAUCACGUUUUUUGUGCAUCUUUCAGACGCCUGUCACAAGUGUUUAAACCUUUUGAGCCAUGAGUAAUUAGUGUGAUUGCUACCAAAAACAUUUGGGGAAAAAAAGAAAAGUCAAUGGCCAAAUGUUCCAUAAAUUGCAAGAAAUAAGUAGAUUUAGGAAAAAAAUUAACGCUAGGGAAAGAAUUCACUGGAAAAAUGUUGAAGAAAAAUGUUA